This is a messenger RNA of Ochotona curzoniae (black-lipped pika), 2149 nucleotides long. It is a transcript of the gene CFAP418, whose product is annotated as chromosome unknown C8orf37 homolog. The record is from RefSeq and is a predicted model, not a curated record. The transcript has 6 exons. NCBI's taxonomy places the organism in Eukaryota, Metazoa, Chordata, Mammalia, Lagomorpha, Ochotonidae. Bases 34 to 657 code for a protein of 207 amino acids. Gene Ontology annotation, cellular component: cytosol.
CGCCGGAGCCCAGGGUAGACGUGACGAUUCAAGAUGGCGAAAGACCUGGACGAGCUCCUGGAUGAAGUCGAAUCCAAAUUUUGCAGACCUGACCCCCUGAGACUGGGCAUGGGCGAGGUGCCCAAAGGCUGCGGCGGGCUCACCCACAGCAGCGACCGGAACCGAGCCGAAGCGAAAGAGAAUCUCAGAUCAACAGAAACAUGUAAAAAAGAAGAUGAUCUUGACAGUCUUAUUAAGGAAAUAUUUGAAGAGCCCGACUUUGACAAGAAACCAUUUAAAGUCAAACCUACAUCUUCAGGGAAAAUAUCCAUCAGAGCGUCCAUCCAAGGCCUGGGGAAAAGUUGCAGUCCGGUAUACCUUGGUGGAAGCAGCAUUCCUUUUGGGAUUGGAACAUACACUUCACAGAGAGCAUGUGACCAUCUCCGUUGUGUAAGCUGUGAUUUCAGGAUAGUGAGCUACAAUGACUGUAUGUGGGACAAGUCCUGUGAUUAUCUGUUUUUCAGGAACAACAUGCCAGAAUUUCACAAGUUAAAAGCAAAGUUGGUGAAAAAGAAAGGAACCCGAGCCUAUGCCUGCCAGUGUAGCUGGAGAACUAUUGAAGAAUUGACUGACCUUCAGACGGAUCAUCUGCUUCGUUGGGUUUGUGGCAAACAUUAAGAAAUCGAGCUCUUCCUGUUCAGACCAAUGCCUCCGUGGGAGCAGUCUCCAGUAAUCAUAACAUUUUAGGUAAAGUCCCAAUAUUAGGCCCUUUGGAAAAAGACAGUGAAUUUCAUUUAAUAUAAUCACACAAUUUUUGAAGAAUGAAUAGACUUGGAAAGAUAAUGUGCUAUAACAUUUUGGAAGUAUUCCUCUCUGAUAUGUGGAUGUUUCCAUUAGAAAGUAUGCUAACAAGUAGCCAGAAAUAUCCUUACAGAAUUUCACAUAACAAUAUAGCUUUACAUUCACAAAUGCAAUAUUGACUGCUAAUGCACUUAGUGUAAAUAUUCCUCUUUUACAGCAAAUACAGGGCAUAAGACUGGCCCAGGAAGAGACCUUUAUAAAGGUGUCUACAUCAUCUCCUCCAGUAAGAUCUGAUGUUGCCAGAGAUCAUAAUGUAGACAUGGUAGAAACCAAGGCUAACCGAAUGCUUAAAUGCACUGGCUCAUAUCUGACCUUACCUCACCAGCUCAAAGCAAUCUUAUGCACAGUAACGAUAAAUGUAUGCUAGCAGUUUGGGCCUGUUUUCUUCCAUUUGUUCAUUUAUAUACCAAAAGUUAUUAAGGUUGAUAUUUUACCAAAUAUCUAUAGAAAAAGCUUUUGUUAUACAUGUAAAACCACAAAAACACUCAUACAGAUUGUUCAGUUUUGCUUUUUUUCAAGUAUUUCCCAGCCUUUAAUUCAUAAAAAUCCAUCUAGUAAGCACUAAUACUAUUUUUUAAGGCCAUCUAUGGACUUUUCUAGCAAGAUCAACUUGACACAUUAUUUACUAGAUAAAGACACAAAAGGAAAAACAAGCCUAACAACCAGCAGGUAACCUGUUGGGCUUUCUUUAUAUCCCUAAGACUUAAAGACCUUGCAGUAUAUUUAAAAAAAAAAAAAUGACUUAAAUUUUUUGAAAGGCAGAGAGACAGGAAGAUAUCUUCUAUCUACUAGUUCACUUCCCAUAGCAGCCAGGGUUGGCAAGAGCCAAAGCCAGCCCUGUUACACGCAUGUGUAACAGGGACCCAAAUACUUGGACUGUCAUCCACUGCUUUCCCAGGUGCAUCAGCAGGAAGCUGGAUCAGAGGCGGAGGAAACAGGACUCAAACCACUUCUUCAGUAUUGGAUGCCAAUGUCCCCUAGCCUGCUGCCACACAAGGCCCACCAUGCCCAAAACCCUUUGCCACAUGUGUCCACUCUGUGGUUCAAAUGUGUGACACAGAGUGCCUGGAACAAGAGUCAUUGACGCAAACUUAUGAUCACCGUCAGCUUGUGCCGAAACCCUUCCCGACACCCAACCCAAGGAAGGAAAAUUAACAUCCCUUCCUAGCCAUGGUACAUCUGCAUGCUUAUAAAACUUAACUCUGGUAAGUCAGGCACUGCAGCAGAACAGAUCUCAUGGGCAGAUGCCCACACUUGUAUAUAAAAAAUGUUUGUAGAUUUUAUUUUGCAAUAAAUAUUUUUUACUCCC